Lactuca virosa is the source of this 423-nucleotide messenger RNA. The record is from the annotation of a GenBank genome assembly. Lineage: Eukaryota; Viridiplantae; Streptophyta; Magnoliopsida; Asterales; Asteraceae.
AUGGAGGUCGAAUUUGAAGGAGGUUAUGCAGUCGGGAAUCGCACAAGAGGGCGCAUGAAAAGUGAGUGUAUCCAUAACAGAUACUCACUAAUGAAAUACAAGAAUGAUCCCUCAAAUCCAAUAAUGAUAGAUAUCGAUGUAGAUGCAUCUGAUUCUAUCAGGAUUACCCCCAUACCAACCAUCGAUAAAGCUGGAGUUCUGACUCAAAGGUCAAGAUCCAAACCUGUUUCAACUGUCAAACCAAUUCAGAAAGAAGUAUCAAUACAAGGUCUACAUUCCGGACAUAGUGAUUCUGUUGAAGUGCUUCAUGAAAUUCGUUCAAAGCAGAAAUGUGAUCCACAUUCCAACUCCCUUUCACCUGUGCAUGGGUAUACAAAAUCAGGUAGCUCAUUAACACUGUCUUUCUUUAAAUUGCUAGUAUAA